AUGGCCAUGUCUCUCGCGGAUUUGCUGCUGCCUUUGUUUCUACUCGUCUUUCUCACAAGAUCCCGGUCACAGUGCCCCACAAAUCCAUCCGCAAUCGUGAACGACACACAGGUUCUUCUCUCUCUCCGUGACAGGCUUGGCAUCAAAGUGUGGAACGAGACUGCCGAUCCAAGAGCAUGGCGGGGAGUGGAGUGGAGCUCGGACAACCAAGUGGAGGGCCUCGCUCUGUCCAGGUUUAAUCUCUCGGGAGUUUUUCCUGCCACCUGGGCCGAGCUUCCAUCGCUGGCUCGCCUGGACCUCUCGCAAAACGGCCUCUCCUCGCUGGAAGUCCCUUGCAAAAAUACGCAGCUCAACCUCCUCAACUUGAGCUCCAAUUCCCUGCAAGAGUUCCCCGGAAAUCUCUCCAACCUCAAGAGUUUGGAAAGCCUGGACCUCAGUGGGAACUUCUUAACAGUGGCCGGACUCCCAAAGUUUAGCUUGACGCUGCGAUCGCUCAACCUGUCCAUCAACAACUUAACUGGGAGCUUUUCCAUUGGUGGUAACCUGGGACUGGAGGCACUGGAACUCUCGCAGAACGGACUCAGCGGCUCCAUUCCAGAAACUUUCGGGGAGAUGACGAACUUGACGCGCCUGGACAUAUCGUAUAACAGGUUUAGAGGAGAUCUACCCGAUAUUUGGAGCAAGAACUUGGAGCUCAGGUACAUGCGUAUCUCCAACAAUUCGCUCCAUGGUGGUUUGCCACCGAGCUUGAGAAGGCUACGCAAGCUCUCUGUUUUACGCGCUGCAUACAACUCUCUCUCCGGGCCACUGGAGCUGGAAGAUGGCAACUUUGCAAGCAUCGAGGUUUUGAACCUCGGGCUAAACGGGUUUAGCGGAACGAUCCCGGCUACGCUGGGAAGCUUGAGGAACUUGAAGAUCCUGGUUCUCACGGGGAAUCAUUUUAGUGGCGCCAUACCACUGGAGCUUGGAAACUGGUCGAACAUCAGAGAGAUAUGGCUUGACAGCAAUAACUUGACUGGAACAAUCCCAGGCGAGCUCUCGAAGCUCUCGCAUCUCCAGAGGGUGGUUCUCACGGGGAAUCGUUUUAGUGGCGCCAUACCGUCGGAGCUUGGAAACUGGUCGAACAUCAGGGAGAUAUGGCUCAACAGCAAUAACUUGACUGGAACAAUCCCAGGCGAGCUCUCGAAGCUCUCGCAUCUCCAGAAGCUGGUUCUCACGGGGAAUCGUUUUAGUGGCGCCAUACCUCCAGAGCUUGGAAACUGGUCGAACAUCAAAGAGAUAUGGCUCGAUAGCAAUAACUUGACUGGAACAAUCCCAGGCGAGCUCUCGAAGCUCUCGCAUCUCCAGCAGCUGGUUCUCACGGGGAAUCGUUUUAGUGGCGCCAUCCCAGGCGAGCUCUCGAAGCUCUCGCAUCUCCAAAGGGUGGUUCUCACGGGGAAUCGUUUUAGUGGCGCCAUACCUCCGGAGCUUGGAAACUGGUCAAACAUCAGGGAGAUAUGGCUCAACGGCAAUGAUUUGACUGGAACAAUCCCAGGCGAGCUCUCGAAGCUCUCACAUCUCCAGCAGCUAGUUCUCAGCAGUAACGACAUCGGUGGGGAGCUCCCUUCCGGACUCUCCAACUGCACUGAGCUCGUCGUUCUCUGGCUGGGGCAGAACAAGUUCUCUGGAAAUCUCCCUGACAGCUUCGGGAAUUUGAGCCGCCUGCUCCUUCUGUCGCUUUCCAGCAACGAUCUUGUCGGUUCAAUCCCGGCCAUAUUGCAAAACAUGUCGUCUCUGCAGUUCCUCUUCCUCUCAAACAACAGCUUCAGCGGCUCCAUACCGGACUGGCUUCCCAGGCUCACGAACUUACGAGCCAUGGACUUCUCGGUUAACAGGUUCUCUGGGGAGAUGCCGGAAAGCAUUGGCCGACUGUUUGCCAACGUCCAGCUUUACAACAAGAACAAACGGUCUGUGAUGAUUCAAACCACGCGAGGACUCCUCUACAACGGCUUCGCCUUCCCGACCUCCAUAGACUUCUCCUUCAACCAGCUGACUGGAAGCAUUCCAGCUGCCAUUGGCGACCUCUACAAGCUCCAGGUGCUGCACCUGAGCCACAACCAGCUAACAGGUCCCAUUCCCGAGUCCCUGGGGAAGGCAAGGAAUCUCUCCUGGGUGGCGCUCGCGAGCAAUCGUCUCAAUGGCUCCAUACCAUCGUCCGUGGCGGACCUCUCGUUUCUCACCAUCUUCGACGUCUCCAACAACAGCCUGGUGGGACGGAUACCUGACAGCCCGCAACUCUCGUCCAUGGACGCGGCUCUCUUCGCUGGGAAUCAGCUCUGUGGCUUGCCACUGACCAACACCUGUUCGAGCACUGCUAUGCCGCCACAUAAGCUUAGAACAGAGGGACAAGGUGGUAGCGAACAGGACCAAAGAGAGGUGAUAACACUUGUCAGCGUUGCCAUCUUCGUGGCAGCCUUCUUCAACGCGUUCUUCUGGACCUACUUUGCGGCAAACCGCAGAGCUCAUUCCCAGCUCUGUGGAUGCUGGCAAUCAAAUCUCUAGCUCGUCCACCAUGUUGCUGCCGUCCUUUCUACCUUCCAGUUUGUAAUCCAUCACGACUGCUUGAUGAAGUGAACUCUUCUUAUCCGCU
This is a messenger RNA of Selaginella moellendorffii, 2629 nucleotides long. RefSeq names its product LRR receptor-like serine/threonine-protein kinase GSO2. Gene Ontology annotation, molecular function: protein binding. The transcript has a single exon. NCBI's taxonomy places the organism in Eukaryota, Viridiplantae, Streptophyta, Lycopodiopsida, Selaginellales, Selaginellaceae. The record is from RefSeq and is a predicted model, not a curated record. Bases 1 to 2541 code for a protein of 846 amino acids.